Molecule: messenger RNA, 934 nt
Organism: Pocillopora meandrina
Lineage: Eukaryota; Metazoa; Cnidaria; Anthozoa; Scleractinia; Pocilloporidae
Source: the annotation of a GenBank genome assembly
UGCGUCAAACAGAGAGAACUUGUUUGCGUGGAAAGAUUCUGGCCACGGAUUUCACGACAGCGAUUUUAAAAUAAGGUGGAAUUCGUUGUACGAACCGAACAAACCCGACUGGAUCGAACGCGAAAAAUCCUAAAAAGAGGCAAUUCUCAAUAACAAAGGUAAGUGCUACCCGGUAACGGCUAACUUUUGUUGAAGAAAAAAAAACUACAGUUAUAAUUUCAUUUGUUUGCAUUCAAACAGGUCAAGUUGAACGAAAACAAUGGCAGAACGUGGAAUAAGCGAUGUUAUGGACGUACUUAAACGCAUCGAAAAUCAUCAAAAUGUCGUCGGUGUAGUAAUUGUCGACAAGGAUGGCCAAGCGAUACACAGCACUCUGGACACGAUAGAAACAACUUAUUACAUCCAACACUGCAGCGCUUUAAUAGCCAUCGCUAAAAGUACAAUAAGAGAGACCGACCCUACUGACGAUAUUCAGUUUUUCCGGAUACGAACGAAGAAGUUCGAAAUAAUGUUGGCGCCCGAACACGAGUACUUACUCAUCGUAAUACAGAACACUCCGAAAUCCGCAGGAAAAUUUCCUUAAGUUUAAAAGAAAACCCGGUGCUCAAUGUAAAAGAAAUGACAAAAUUUCAUUUUGUAUCUCUUAGCAAACUGCUUUAAUUAUCAAACCCAAGAUAAACGAGCGAUAAGUUCUGAUUUUAGAUUUUAAAGUUUUGCAUAGGUUUCUGUUCCAUGAACAAACGAAAUUUUGGUCUUUACACUCUACUGUUUCAAGGACAUUUUGUCACGGAUGUUUUUCACGAUUGAUGUGUACAACAGAGAAGAAGUUUGACUGCUUUUUCAAUCUGUCGUUGCAGAAAAACAGCAGGUGUAUAUGGUAUUCUUUCAUCUUUUUUCAUUAAUAUUAAUUACUUUCUUUGUUUGUACCAGUAGU